AUGAAGAGCAUUGUACUAGCUGUAAUCGCCUUGUGCGCGUCGUGGGCACAUGCUCAGACAUUGACCGUCACCAAUAUUGCUGGCGCUACAGUCGUAGAAGUCGUUACAGUAAAUCCCAACAACGGUCUUGCUACAACACAAACACUGUGGGUGAAAUCGCAAACCGUUACCGGAGUCACUACGAACCCUUUGUCCACAAAUACCCUCUCAACUGCUACCACAACUGGACCACUCCAAACUAUAGCAACUACUACGACUACACAGAAUCAAGGCCCUGUUGAACAACCCGGAUCAACCGUCCUAGUACCAGGGGGACCUACCCCAUACACCUAUACCACUACAAAUGCAGCUGGCUCUACCGUCGCUGUAAUAGCAACCUUCACACCUACAGGUCCUGCCACUGUAUUGCCAACCCCAACAACCACCGGCACAAUUAUCAACUACUCAUCGUAUCUGGCUUCAGCUGGGACGAGCGCAGUAGGAACAUCUGGUGCAACCCGCCAAGCAUUCUCGCUCUCUAGCGGUUGGUAUGGACUCGUAGCAAGCACGAUGCUAGGCAUUGGCGGUGGUGCAUGGUUCAUAAUGUUGUAAGGCGCACGUUACAUACCGACGAGAGUCGAAGGACAGUUGAUAGGACAGUCAAUCUAGUAGAUGAACUCUUUAUGUGUGAUAAACACAACAACUUUAUGGUUGUGUUGCCUACAUAAACACUCGUUACAUGUUAUCUCGGGUUACUUUAGUUACUCUGAUGUCCCCUUCGUCUACGAUCGACAACAGUACUUAUUUACCUUGAUACCACAUCAUAUGCAUCGAUGGAUUUUGACCUAUACGUACGUACUGCAUUCAGAAGCGGUGCCGGUGAUCAAGCAGUAAUAGAGUGACAAAGAUUCUUGAUAUUAUGAAGGAUUGAUGAAGGAACGCGCGACCGUCGGAUCGACCUAGCAUUGAAAUCCUCGUGAAACAGCAUUGACCACGUUCCAUCAUAAUUUGACUCCGCGAUAUUCUGCUUGACGUC
Messenger RNA from Suillus subaureus, 1015 nucleotides. RefSeq lists its product as uncharacterized. The transcript has 3 exons. The coding region runs from base 1 to 591 and encodes 196 amino acids. The record is from RefSeq and is a predicted model, not a curated record. NCBI's taxonomy places the organism in Eukaryota, Fungi, Basidiomycota, Agaricomycetes, Boletales, Suillaceae.